This is a messenger RNA of Drosophila innubila, 926 nucleotides long. RefSeq names its product protein THEM6. Bases 150 to 731 code for a protein of 193 amino acids. The record is from RefSeq and is a predicted model, not a curated record. The transcript is spliced from 2 exons. NCBI's taxonomy places the organism in Eukaryota, Metazoa, Arthropoda, Insecta, Diptera, Drosophilidae.
UGUGUCCGGUCGCUUGCCAACAGUUGAUCGUCUGAUCGUUAGCCUAGGUUAAUCGUUAAUCGUCAUCGACGCAAUACUUGAUCGCGCCUAUGCAAAUCAAGUCAAUAACUUGAAGUCUUUUUAGUUGCAAAAGAUAGGAAAUCGUCGUCAUGUCGUGGCUGGUAUUGCUGCUCAUCUUGUACAUCAUCUGGGAUGUGAAUUACUUCAUCCGUUGCGUCUUCACGGUGUUGGGAGGACGGCUGUUUCAGCGUAAACGCAAAGUGACGGAUACGACGACGAUUUACGGAUUGUGUACGUCUCAGGAUGUGGACAUCUUUCUGCGACACAUGAACAAUGCGCGUUAUUUGCGUGAAUUGGACUUUGCCCGCUUCCAUUUCUAUUCGCUGACCAAUCUGUAUGAGCUGGUGCGUCAACGCGGCGGCGGAGCGGUUCAAGGUGCCAGCAGUGUGCGCUAUCGUCGCACCAUUCCCAUUUUCCAUCCGUACAAGAUCGAAACGAAGCUGGUUUGGUGGGAUGACAAGGCCAUCUAUUUGGAGCAACAGUUUGUCACCUUGGCCGAUGGAUUUGUGCGUGCUGUCGCCCUCUCCAAGCAGUGUCUGACCAACUGCAAUGUCAAUGAUCUGCUCAAGACGUAUCCGGAGGCGGCCAAGCGACCGGAGAUGCCCGCCGAGCUCAAACUUUGGUUGGAGGCCAUUGAAGUCUCCAGCUUAAAGUUGCGCAAAGACAAAUGAAAUUCCCCCUCUCCCUCACACUCUGCUUCUUUUGGGGAGCGUCUCUGCUCAUGCGCAUCUCUCUUUCUUUCUAUCUUUCUUUCUUUCUUUCUUUUUUUUUUUAAUAGUUUUUAAGUCUCUUUUGCAUUCCUGCUUUGUAGCUUGUCUACGUCUUUCUUUCAUAUUGUUUACAUAAAUAAAGCAACUUUUGUAUAU